Molecule: messenger RNA, 324 nt
Organism: Suillus plorans
Lineage: Eukaryota; Fungi; Basidiomycota; Agaricomycetes; Boletales; Suillaceae
Exons: 1
Coding region: 1-324 (107 amino acids)
Source: RefSeq, a predicted model, not a curated record
AUGAUAACGACGACAAACGAAUCACGCGGCUCCAUCCGACGCUGGGGUCCUGUUGCCCUGCAUCAUCUGGUGAAACUGUAUCUUGAGCCGGAGGGUCUCGGCCUCCUUGUCGAGCACCAACAAAUGCGCUUGAUGCACUCGAAUAUCCGUCUCGCGAAGGCAAAUCUCGGCAUCUUGUUGCUCCUGCAGACGUUGAUGGGAGACAGUGGCUUGGGAGGCCUCAUGCUUGCGGGCACCGCAAAGCCAUUCAUAUUUCUUCGAGUCAUGAUGGUGUUCGCUCUUCGGCAUAAACUACUUUUAUACAUUCUGCUCCUGUUGAAUUGA